UGAGUUUCACACUUUUCCCAGGAGCACAAUCUCCGAUAGGGAAAAGUUUUUAUUUUGAUUUUCCGGCUUCAUCUUGACCUUCCUCGGUUUUUCCAAAAUGUCCUCAUUGGAAGACGAUGCAGUUAGCUCUGCUGAGGAAGGUCACAUCGAUACUUUGAAUUCCGAAUCUUCGGGUGAAGAAAACGCAGAAAUGCAAAUGUGCAGUAAAACAGAACCAAGUAGUUUUUUGAGUGAAUCGAGUGGUGCCAAUAAAUUUUCAAUAGACAGCAUUCUUGGAUUGAAUGCUGGAAAGAGAACUGAAAUCGUUUCCAGUGAGUUCGACAGUCAGAUUUCGCAUAAAGCUGAAUUUGAUAGGCCAACUCCAGUGGAUGCACUAAGCAUUACAUUGGACCUAAAAGUUUCUCCUGAAACUGAAGAACUUGAUAAGAAGGCAAUCGGGUCUACCCAACUCCUGGAACUAGUAAAUUCCUCCAAGUUAACGCAAGAACUCAGAAAUGUUCCCAACAACCCUUAUAUGAUUUACCAUCAGAAUCCAGGAAUUGCUUCACCUCGACCUCUUUUGUUUCCCCCUUGGUUACAUAGCAACGAAGAUUUGAAGAAUCAAACUGGCAUAUUUGGAUUACAAGUAGCAAAAACACCAAACCGCAGAUCAAGAAAACCUGUGCUGGACAGAAAACCUAGACAAGCUUACAGUGCCAAACAGUUAGAGAGGUUGGAAAGCGAAUUCAAAAUUGACAAAUACCUCAGUGUUAGCAAAAGGAUGGAAUUGUCAAAAGCAUUGAGUCUUACUGAAGUACAAAUAAAAACAUGGUUCCAGAACAGGAGAACAAAAUGGAAAAAGCAGCUUACAACAAGACUGAAAAUUGCACAAAGACAAGGGCUUUUUCCUCCACAUUACUUUUCCUCUUCUCCAGGUCAACAAUAUUCGGCCAUUUUUAAUCCGUACUAUACUCAUCCUGUAUCUUGUAUGUUCGGUUUACCAGCUGUCGAAGACGUGAGCACAAUCCCUUCUUCUAGUGAGAAUUUGAGGCACGGAAAUUGAUUGACUUGUUGAUUUCGUUUACUUUGUAAAAAUUUGUAUUAUAGAAGAUUAAUUUUUAAGUUUCAAUAAACUGUUGUUUUUAA
Messenger RNA from Coccinella septempunctata (seven-spotted ladybird), 1125 nucleotides. RefSeq names its product homeobox protein HMX3-like. The transcript has 4 exons. The record is from RefSeq and is a predicted model, not a curated record. Lineage: Eukaryota; Metazoa; Arthropoda; Insecta; Coleoptera; Coccinellidae. Bases 98 to 1042 code for a protein of 314 amino acids. Gene Ontology annotation, molecular function: DNA binding; DNA-binding transcription factor activity, RNA polymerase II-specific. Gene Ontology annotation, biological process: regulation of DNA-templated transcription.